AGCUCAGAGUUGCAAAUUUGCGUUUUACCCUUUCAGUGCGAAGUCAGACCUAUUUGCUUUGCCGAACAGCUUUGAUCCGUUCCAGUGUCUAAGAGAAGGUGUUAGGAUUUUCAGAUUCUAUUAUUUGGAGAUGGCCGCUAUACUGAAGUUGGAGAGUGGCGACGGCGAGGUGUUCGACGUGGAGGUCAACGUCGCCUGCCAAUCCGAAGUAAUCAAGGUCAUGUUAGAGGCCACGGGCGAUAUCGCCGAUGACGAUGAUCCUGUGCCGUUGCCCAAUGUAAAUGGCGCCACUUUGAGAAAGGUGAUAGCUUGGUGCACGCAGCACCAGAAUGACAAUCCAGUUGAAGAGGAAAAUACCCUAGAAGCGAGUGAACCAGGAACGGAUAACCUUGAUAGCUGGGAUAAAGAUUUUUUCAAGGUAGACCAAGGAAUCCUCUUUGAGCUCAUCCUAGCGGCGAAUUACUUGGACAUAAAGAGUCUUUUGGAUGCCGGUUGCAAGACUGUCGCUAAUAUUAUCGAAGGCAAGACUACCGAGGAGCUCCGGAAGACAUUCAACAUCGUGAACGACUUCUCUUCCGACGAAGAGGAGGAGAUCCGCCAGGAGAAUGCAUGGUGCGAAGAUAAAUAGGCAUGCAGUCCUCGUUCCUGACAUGAGUUUUCUACGUCCUGUCAGACAAGCGGAAGUGAAUGGGCUCUUUUCCAGUAGGAUGGCCUGUUUCCGGUCAGAGUUUUCUUUUGUCGGAUGCCUUCCGCAAACCUAUGUCAGCAAACAUGGUCGUCGAUCAGUGGAUCAAUGUGCUCAGGAUGCUCGAGUUGCGUUUUUUCCUUCCUUUUUUCAUUAUUUGAUUUAUAUUCUUUAUUGUUGUUUUUGAACACUCUGAUGUUUUAGUUUGAUGUAUAA
Molecule: messenger RNA, 901 nt
Organism: Sycon ciliatum
Lineage: Eukaryota; Metazoa; Porifera; Calcarea; Leucosolenida; Sycettidae
Product: S-phase kinase-associated protein 1-like
Exons: 2
Coding region: 131-628 (165 amino acids)
Biological process (GO): SCF-dependent proteasomal ubiquitin-dependent protein catabolic process
Cellular component (GO): cytoplasm; nucleus
Molecular function (GO): cullin family protein binding
Source: RefSeq, a predicted model, not a curated record